This is a messenger RNA of Engraulis encrasicolus (European anchovy), 1391 nucleotides long. It is a transcript of the gene irak4, whose product is annotated as interleukin-1 receptor-associated kinase 4. The record is from RefSeq and is a predicted model, not a curated record. Gene Ontology annotation, biological process: protein phosphorylation; signal transduction. Gene Ontology annotation, molecular function: protein serine/threonine kinase activity; magnesium ion binding; ATP binding. The coding region runs from base 17 to 1336 and encodes 439 amino acids. Lineage: Eukaryota; Metazoa; Chordata; Actinopteri; Clupeiformes; Engraulidae. The transcript is spliced from 11 exons.
GGGCGAAGAACUGAGAAUGAGUAACAAUGUUAUAACGUCGUCGACGUUCGUUCGGAACCUCAGCCAUGGUACACUUCGCAAACUGGCCGACUUCUUGGACCCUAAUGACACCUGGAAAACUGUUCUUGGGGAAAUACCAAACAAAUCAACGGGUACACCAAGGUAUACCCAACUACACCUCAGGAGGUUUGAAGGAUUGGUGUCACGAGGGAAAAGCCCAUCAACUGAGUUGCUUUACGACUGGGGCACCACAAAUGCCACCGUUGGUGAAUUAGUGGACAUUCUAGUCGGGCUCAAAUUAUUCGCCCCAGCCUGUGUUCUUCUUCCUGAUGUGUCAAAGCCAACCGAAAAUGUAACAGCCCUUGUAAACCAGGACACAGCUCCUGUUUCGAAAAGCACGCCCACUGAGGACACCUAUGUUGACCCAGGCCCUUCCUCCUCAGGUUUCUGCAGGUUUUCCUACCAUGAGCUCAUGAAAGUAACUGAUAACUGGGACGACCGGCCAGCAUCUAUGGGAGGGAAUAAGAUAGGAGAAGGUGGCUUUGGUGUGGUAUUCAAAGGCUUCCUGAACAACACACGCGUGGCUGUAAAGAAACUCAACUCAAUGGAUGACAUAUCUCCAGAUGAGUUGCAGAUACAAUUUAAUCAGGAGAUUCAAACACUUAUGGUGUUGAAGCAUACACAUCUGGUAAACAUGGUUGGAUUUUCAUGUGACAGUGAAUCUCCCUGUUUGGUGUAUGAGUUCAUGCCUAAUGGGUCACUGCUGGAUCGGUUGGCUUGUUUGGAUAAUACCCCACCCCUUUCUUGGCAUAGAAGAUAUGUGAUAGCUGUUGGAACGGCAAAGGGUCUGGAGUACUUGCACAGCAACCAUCAUGUCCACAGAGAUGUUAAAAGUGCAAAUAUUUUACUAGAUGAUAAAUUUGUGGCAAAAAUCUCUGACUUUGGCCUGACACGUGCCUCUUCAAAGAGAACAUCCUCCACAGUGAUGACUGAGAAGAUUGUUGGGACAACAGCAUACAUGGCACCAGAGGCCUUAAGGGGGGAGAUCACGCCCAAGUCUGACAUCUACAGUUUUGGAGUGGUGUUGUUGGAAAUAGUGUCGGGACUCCCACCUGUUGACGAGGAGCGGGAACCUAAAUUACUUAUCGAAGUCAGAGAAGAGAUUGAGGACGAGGAGAUGGAACUGGAGGACUUUAUAGAUAAGAAACUGGAGAACGUGGAUCUCUCCGCAAUGGAGAAGGUCUUUGGUCUGGCUUGCCGUUGUCUUCAUGAGAGGAAAGCCAAGCGACCAAGCAUGGCGGAGGUGUUGGAAGAACUGUCAGAUGAUCUAUGCUGACCAUGGAAUGCCAGCAAAACAUUUUCAUUGUGUAAAUAAAAUGCAGUAUAUGAUA